Messenger RNA from Hyaloscypha bicolor E, 1656 nucleotides. RefSeq lists its product as uncharacterized. Bases 87 to 1502 code for a protein of 471 amino acids. Lineage: Eukaryota; Fungi; Ascomycota; Leotiomycetes; Helotiales; Hyaloscyphaceae. The record is from RefSeq and is a predicted model, not a curated record. The transcript is spliced from 4 exons.
UUUCCUCGAUCGACGUCUGUUCGCCCUGCGGCUUUCGAGUUUCGAAUUAAUCGCGCUCAGACGCCAACGGGAUAAGAAUCUCGAACAUGGACCGAUUCAGAAACCCCACGCCAUCUUUGGCAUUGUCUAUCGGCCUGGUACUCUCUGCAAAAGGCGCUGCUGCACACGGAGGACACAAUAUGGAGAAGAUAGUCGAUGGCGAAGCUAUGAGCGUGGAUCCGAUAGAUUCGAUACUAUGGAUUCACAUUCUGCUGAUGAUGUUGUCCUUUGGCAUCAUCUUCCCAACUGGGAUGGUUCUUGGGAUAGUGCGGAAUCGAUGGCACGUCCCGGUACAAGUCUUGGGAACGGCGAUUGCAGUGGUGGCAUAUUUUCUGGGUCACUUGCAUAAGGGGAAGGCAUUCGCGAAGAAUAUCCAUGCCGGGUUCUCGAAUUGGCUGAUGUUGAUGUCGGGCGUCCAAAUCGUCUUCGGCAUCUACCUCAAGUUCCACAUCACGAAGGGGUUCCAUGGGAAGAUUCGGAAAGUGGCCGUGGUGGGGCACGGAGUUGUAGGAAAGCUUAUGCCAGUUGUGGCCUGGGUGCAGAUGCUUUUUGGUGGCAUCACAGCUUUGGGAUACUGCCGGGAUGAUCAUUUGGGACAAUGUCUUGCCCACUUCAUUAUGGGAAGUGCCUUCAUCGGAUACGGAAUUGUUCUUACGAUCAUCAUGCUAGUGGGUCAGGCAUGGUUGAAGAGGACAGGCCGAUCACAGGAAUUCUUUGACUCCCUUCUCAUCGCUGCGUGGGGCUGCGUCAACACUUUCACUGAACACCGAUGGGGAGGUGCCUGGGUUGCAAAUGAUAUCCAGCAUACAACUAUGGGCGUGAUUUGGUGGUGUGCAGGUCUGGCUGGUGUCUGGCUGAGCAGAAAGCGAGACGGAGGGCCAAAGAGAAACUUCAUCCCAGGUUUCGUCAUCUUGAUUACUGGCUGGGCUAUGUCUGCACAUCCUCAGCAUCUGCUGCUCAGCACAAUGGUUCAUACCGUAUUUGGAUAUACUCUGAUGGCCGCUGGUUUGACAAGGAUUAUCGAAGUUUCCUUCGUGCUCAGGGAUGCGAAUACCAUCUCAGAGGAUGGCGAUGCCAACAGCUUCCAAUAUAUCCCUCCUUUCUUACUCUAUGCCUCCGGAUUCCUUUUUAUGGGCGCCACCGAAGAGCAAAUGCAGCUCAUUUCUGACGCGGGGAUAACUCACGUCUCCUACGUCCUCGUUCUCUACAGCUUUGCCUUCCUCAUCUUCCUGUUUACCAAUAUGCUCCUCCAUCUUUACGCUGUCAAUUCGACUCCAGCCGUGCCACCAAAAGAUACCGACAGGACAGCAAGAAUGCCGAGGAUGAAUGGGCAUGCCAGGGCCACAGACUCGAGACAAAUUCGAGAUGCGGAGGAGUUUGAGCUGGAAGGGUUGAUGAGUGAUGAUGAGCAUCCAGAGAGUCCCAGUACGCUAGGAAAGAAUAAUGACACGAGGGUUGAAUAGGGUGUUUCUCCUGUUAUGGGGUGGACAAAGUAUACAGGGCUUUUGACUGCUCUUUGGGACAUGCAUUCAUCGGCGUAUAAAGAUGGGAUGCAUUUGUACAUAUGAGGUAUGGGUAAUUAUAUAUUAAUUUACUGCAGCCUUACAUGAAAUAAAC